Messenger RNA from Cucurbita moschata (crookneck pumpkin), 369 nucleotides. RefSeq lists its product as uncharacterized. The transcript has a single exon. The record is from RefSeq and is a predicted model, not a curated record. Lineage: Eukaryota; Viridiplantae; Streptophyta; Magnoliopsida; Cucurbitales; Cucurbitaceae. The coding region runs from base 1 to 369 and encodes 122 amino acids.
AUGUGGCUUCUCUGGUGGCCGAAGAACAACGCCUCCGCCGACGCCAAAACUUGCACAUCCUCCGCCGCCGUAACUGCGACUUCGCUCGCCAGGAAGGCCUCCUCCUCCAACUGCAACUGCUUCGCCAAACUGUUGCGCAAACUGAAGAAACGCAGCAGAGUACUCCGUAGCACCGCUGGAGAGAGCAGCAGCACCUUCCAAUGCCGCUACGAUCCUUUGAGCUACUCUCUUAACUUCGACACCAGCGGCUGCGGAGGCUUGUUAGAUGAACAUUACUAUCAGUACUGCGCUUUCUCAUCCAGAUUCGCGUCCAAUCCAGGAAAUGUUUCUCAUUCUGCUCCUGUUGCAACAGUCACUACUUCUCGCUAG